Messenger RNA from Ectocarpus siliculosus, 1383 nucleotides. Lineage: Eukaryota; Phaeophyceae; Ectocarpales; Ectocarpaceae. The record is from the annotation of a GenBank genome assembly.
AUGGCCUUCGAUCCAGACGUGACGCCCGGCGCUCUGGACGCUUUCCACGUGUGGCUAACCAAGUCUGGAGUUAGACUCACAGACAACGCGGUCCUCGCCGGCAGAUCACCGCUGGCGGGGGAGAGGGGCUUGGUUGCCGCCAAGGCUAUCGAGACCGGCCAGUCGGUGUUGGCGAUCCCGCAGUCUCUUGGCCUGACCGCCACGGGGCUCAAGAGCUCGGGCAUCGCGCAGUAUGUGGAGGGAUUCGAGGGCUGGACCGGCGAGACGGGCCUGAUCGCCUUGCAGGUCUUGUGGGAGAGGGCUCAGGGGGAAGGAUCCAAGAUGGCACCAUGGAUCGCAGUCUUGCCCAAGGAGGGAGAGCUCGAGAUGCCGCUCUUCUGGGGCGAGGCUGAUCUUACGCUGGCCGACGCGUCUUCGACCAGGGGGAUAUCCGGCUUCGUCGCCGACGUAGACGAAGAUUUCGCUUGGCUCAGCGAGAACGCUUUCGCGAAGCACCCCAAGGUCUUCCCCGCCGACAAGUUCGGGCCAGGCGACUUCCGGUGGGCCGUUGGGGUGGCGCUGUCACGUUCCUUCUUCGUCGACGGAGAGCUCCGGCUUACCCCCCUCGUUGACUUUGCGAACCACUCGUCGUUGCGGGGAGUGUCAGAGCCGACAGGAGGAACAACGGGCCUUUUCGGGUCGAAGGCCGUGGUGCUGAGAGCGGGAAAGAACUACGAGGAGGGCGAAGAGUUUUUUGUCAGCUACGGCCCGAAAGGCGCAGCCGGUUACCUGGAAGAAAACGGGUUCGUGCCUCCCGUGUCUGGAUCCGAGGUGACGUGUGAGUUGGAGUUCAGCAUUCCGGAGGACGACAAGUUCUUCGACGAUAAGGAAGACAUCCUGGAGAGAGCCGGCUUGAGAACCUCUUCGACGUUUGAUCUGACGGCGGUGGGCUUACCCGACGCUGAGCUGGUUCGAUUCUUGCGACUGCUUUGCGUGAGCGGUGACGACGCGUUUCUCCUGGAGGGCAUCUUCCGCAACGAGGUGUGGGACUUCAUGAACGAGCCGGUCUCUCGGCCAAACGAGGAGGCCGUCAACGAGCUCCUAGCCACAAGGUGUGAAGAAGAACUCAAGGCUUUCUUCGGCACCGCCAAGGAGGAAGAGGGCAUAGUUAGCGGGAAGGCAGAAGCGAGCGAGCGACAGCGCCUCUGCGCGGGGGUACGCCAGGGGGAGCGGAUGGCGCUAGAGAUGACGAGAAGCUGGUGCGAAUCAGACAGCAAGGCUCUCGACCGCAAGGAGUACUACCAAGAGCGCCGUUUGAAGGAUCUCCAGCUGGAUCUCCCUUGGGAGGUCGACGAGAUUUAUCCUACGGAAAGGAGGCCGGGGGGAGGCGAGUUGGACUGGUGA